AUGAGAGGUGUCCGUCAAUUUCAUUCUUCCAAAAGAGCGUUACAAUCUCUAAUCGAUAAGCAGAAGUUCCAAGUUACUACUUACUCCAGACCAAAUGACUUAAUAUUAUCCAGAGGAAAGAACGCUAUUUUGUACGAUGACAUAAAUCACAAAGAGUACAUUGAUUUCACUGCGGGAAUUGCAGUGACUGCGUUGGGCCAUGCUAACCCUGAGGUUGCGAAGGUGAUCUACGAACAAAGCAAGAAACUAAUCCAUUCUUCCAACUUAUACUACAACGAUAAGUGUUUGAAACUCAGUGAGACUUUGGUGGAAGCCACCAGAAAGUUUGGUGGUCAACAUGAUGCCUCCAAGGUUUUCUUGUGUAAUUCCGGUACAGAAGCUAAUGAAGCAGCAUUAAAGUUUGCCAAAAAACAUGGUAUUCUUAAGAAUCCAUCCAAGCAAGGCAUCAUUGCUUUUGAAAACUCGUUCCAUGGUCGUACUAUGGGUGCUCUUUCUGUCACAAGUAAUCCAAAAUACCGUGAACCAUUUGGUUCUUUGAUACCAGGCGUUGAAUUCCUUAAUGUCAACGAUGAGUUGAACAAAUUGGAACAGCAAAUUUCAGCUCUAAAAGACAAGGUUGCUGGUCUAAUUGUGGAACCAAUUCAAGGUGAAGGGGGUGUGUUCCCAAUUCCCGUUGACACCCUGGUUGGGUUGAGGAAAAUAUGUAAUGACAAUGAUGUCGUUGUUAUAUAUGAUGAGAUUCAAUGUGGUUUGGGCCGUUCUGGUAAGUUAUGGGCCCACGCAUACCUACCAAAGGAAGCACAUCCAGAUAUUUUCACAUCUGCUAAAGCAUUGGGUAAUGGCUUCCCAAUUGCAGCAACCGUAGUCAACGAAAAGAUCAACAACAUAUUAAAGGUUGGUGAUCACGGAACUACUUAUGGGGGCAAUCCAUUAGGUUCCGCUAUUGGAAACUAUGUCGUUGGUACAAUUGCACAAGAGAAUUUCUUAGAGCAGGUUUUGCAAAAAGGUGAACUCCUAGUUAAUCGUUUGAAAAAGUUGCAAGAACGUUUCCCAAACCAAAUCAAGGAUAUCAGAGGGAAAGGUCUAAUGAUUGGUUGCGAUUUUGUGGAACCUCCAGCCAAGAUUGUGGAGGCUGCGAGAGACGAUGGGUUGUUAAUUAUUACUGCAGGUAAGACUACCGUUAGAUUUGUCCCAGCCCUAACGAUUGAGGACGACCUGUUACAAAAGGGUCUAGAUAUCUUUGAGAAAGCUGUUGAGAAAGUGUAUCUCUGA
Molecule: messenger RNA, 1272 nt
Organism: Kluyveromyces marxianus DMKU3-1042
Lineage: Eukaryota; Fungi; Ascomycota; Saccharomycetes; Saccharomycetales; Saccharomycetaceae
Gene: ARG8
Product: acetylornithine transaminase
Exons: 1
Coding region: 1-1272 (423 amino acids)
Biological process (GO): arginine metabolic process
Cellular component (GO): mitochondrial matrix
Molecular function (GO): transaminase activity; identical protein binding; pyridoxal phosphate binding
Source: RefSeq, a predicted model, not a curated record